This is a messenger RNA of Williopsis jadinii, 2413 nucleotides long. It is a transcript of the gene ORC3, whose product is annotated as origin recognition complex subunit 3. Gene Ontology annotation, cellular component: DNA replication preinitiation complex; nuclear pre-replicative complex; nuclear origin of replication recognition complex. The transcript is spliced from 2 exons. The coding region runs from base 22 to 2232 and encodes 736 amino acids. The record is from RefSeq and is a predicted model, not a curated record. Gene Ontology annotation, biological process: DNA replication; DNA replication initiation. Gene Ontology annotation, molecular function: DNA replication origin binding. NCBI's taxonomy places the organism in Eukaryota, Fungi, Ascomycota, Saccharomycetes, Phaffomycetales, Wickerhamomycetaceae.
GAAGGCAACUCCUCAACAACCAUGAAUGAGGAACAGUAUAUGCAGUCGCAACAGACUGCGUACGUCCUAAAAAAAUCAAAACGUCAAAGAGUUGAUACCGAUGGAUCCCUCAUAUCAGGUGAAGCAAAGCCUUAUAGUCUGAAUGGAACACCUUUUCUGCAACUAUUCAAGGGUGAUGAGCCUAAAGAGUACACAGCGUUACGUUACAGUACUUUCCAAUCAAGGAAAACAUAUCAAGAUACCAAAUUGAAAUCAACAUUAAGUUCCUUAACGCUCUUAUCCUCGAAUGAUAUUGAGGCAAUUGUUGCCAAUCCACUGGGUGAGACUAUGGACACAUGUGUAUUAUUAUCAAAUUCGAGCAUUUCAACAAGUUUGGUUUUCCUAUCACAGCUGACCACCCACCUCACUGCAAAUAACAACUACAAAGUCGUUACGAUAAACUCAAAGGAAUCAAGAACAAUGAGAUCGACAUUGAAGGCCAUAGUGAAGGGCAUAACGGGAGAUGCAGACUCAAAUGUACAAGCGAUAGAGAAUUUCCAAAAGGACCAGCUUAUUGAUCUUGAUGAUUUUGAUGAUUUUAACGAUGACGAAGAAGAUGAAGACGAGAUCAAGACAUUCGAUAGAAGACAUCCAUGGGAUCUGGACAUUGCCCAGGAAUGGUGCGAUCUCGUGUGGAAAAAGAAUGGGAACAACAUCCAUACUUCACAAUUACGUAUAGUGCUUGUUAUCGAAGAUAUUGAAUCGUUCAAUCUGUCUUUGCUUAAUGCUUUGCUGAGGCUAUUACAUUCAUAUUCGGACAGAUUGCCUCUGAAGUUGAUAUUCAACGUUGGGACAAACAUCAAGACGUUUUCUCAGAAGCUAUCACAUGAUGUACUACAUAUGAUGACAUUCCAUAGGUUCAACAUCGAACAAACUGAUCAAAUCAUCAACAGAGUCGUUUCAGACCUGGUUGUACCAGAUACACUGCUACUGGAUGAGGAGUUAGCGGGGUUUAUCCUACGCAGAUUCAAGGGUUCAGUUAAAAACGUUGGUGAUUUCAUGAACACCAUUACGUACGCUAACAUGACUCAUUUCUUUGCAAAUCCACUGUCAAUCAUACCAUUCCUUGGUGAAGAACAACUGAUGGAACUCCCCACGCGAUACUUGAAUGCGUUAAAAACACUACCAUCGUUCAGGAAAUAUAUCAGCUCAUUGGUAGACUCAGCAAAUGACAACUCAAAGCUGAAAUCGUUGCUGCAGAGUGAUGAUGCCACUAGACAACUGCUUAUAAAGUCCAUCAAGUCCUUUAAAAUCUAUACACAUUGCCUGAAAUCUGUGUUUUGGCUAUUCACUGAGGUUAUCGGCAAAAGAACGUUCAGAACAGGCAUGACCCAUCUCGAAAUAUACUGCAAACUGACCAGUAGAGAUAGUCUCAUCUCUAAACAACUUGUUAGUGAACUCUUGCUAAAAUUGGAUUCAAUCACUGUUGAAGAUUUAAAGGACAUCUUUGCUGAAAUUGAACAGGAAUCACAUGACAAUGACUUCCUCCAUGGUUUGUUCUUCAAGUUGAAGACACAUGUCGAUUUCAACUCACUCGAUGGAUUCAGAGGCAGCUCAUAUGCUGAGAAGAUGAACUUCAAGAUUGAAUCCCGUAAGCUUGUGAAGCUGUUCAUCUCAAUCUUGAGCGAUUUCCUCAAGAGCAACAUCGAGAAUCCCUAUCACAUAACGUUCCAUGAGCUAUUCACGCUUUCAGAUGUGGACGUCGUUAAACAGAACCUGGUCCCAUCGACCAAAAAUGACAUUAUGGAGGCACUUAUCAACCCAGAAGCCUACUUGGAAGGCUCGUGUACUGGCCAUGAAGUGUUGGACCGUCUAAACAAUUCCAUGGAACCCGUUAUCUCGACCAUGUUCACAAUAUACAGAGAGACCACGCUGGACUUGAACAUUUACGACUACUACGCGGUGUUCAAGAGUUCUCUCCCAAAGGAUGAAAUCAUGCGUGACCUUGAGCUCAUUCUCGACGACGAGUCCAAUAUACUUGAAUCGUAUCUGUCUGAUGAGUUAAGAUUCAAGUACAUCUACCAAUUCUUCAACGACAAGAAUAUACCCACGGAGUUGAAAUGGGACAAGCUGACCCUGACUUUCUUCCUUCAAAAGUGUGAAGAACUGGUCUAUUGUGGGUUCUUUAAACAGAAACUACACGCAAAGAAGAAAGCUGGCUCGUUGGAAAAGGCCGUCUGGAAGGAUGUCUAAGCUGGCAUAACAUAGACAGAAUAAUAUAGGGGUCUGUGCUCAAGGCACCGUUGCAUAAUCGUUCACGUUCUUGAUGUACUCGUAGAUGAAUCCAAUUCCGUAGAGAUGGCUGCUCAUCAGCUGAUACUCAUUCACGCUGUGAAUGCGGGACUUCUGGGCCCCUGGGUCGGACAUAGAGAAC